AGACCUGUUUUAUUCAGCUCUGAAUAUCAUCUUGUGUGCGUGUGGCUCUCUGCUGCUUAAAGAGCAUUUUUUGUAUUUUUAAUUCAAGAGAAAGAGUAGCAUUGUUCAUUUGGAAGACAGCAGGUGGAUAGUAGCUUUAAAGUAAUGAGUUUAAAGCACAUAAAGUGUGUUGUGGUCGGCGAUGGUGCAGUUGGCAAGACAUGUCUCCUAAUGACAUACACAACUAAUUCCUUUCCUGGUGAAUACAUACCAACUGUCUUUGAUAAUUAUGCUGCUAAUGUCAUUGUCGAUGAGAAACCGAUAAGGCUCGGACUAUGGGAUACUGCAGGACAAGAGGACUACGAGAGGAUUCGGCCACUUUCUUACCCUCAGACUAAUGUAUUUCUCAUCUGCUUCUCUCUUGUUUCAUCCUCCUCUUACCAGAAUGUUGAGCAUAAGUGGUACCCCGAGGUGAGGCAUCACUGUGGUCCUGAUGUGCCCAUUAUUCUUGUUGGGACUAAAGUGGAUCUAAGAGAAGACCCUGAGACUCUCUCAGAACUUGCAAAAGAUGGAAAGACACCACUUAAAUUUGUCGAUGGACUAAAGCUACAAAAGAAAAUAAACGCCGAGAGAUACAUUGAGUGUUCAGCAAAAAUGCUAACAAAUAUACAUCAGGUCUUUGAGGAGGCAGUGAGGGUGAGCUUGAAGGCAAUGGAGCCAAAGAAAGUAAAGAGAAGAUGCGUCUUGUUGUAGCAUGUCUGCCACUUGUUGUAAAUUUUAAAAAAUUUAAUUUUAAAUUGAUCUAUUAAUUAUGAUUACCAUGCUACAGUAUUAUCACUGUAUGUCUUUCUGUAAUUGACACAAUGCAUUUAUUAUUAACUUUAUUAUUAUUAUUAUUAUUAUUAUUAUUGUGAUUACCUCUAUUACUAAUACUACUAUGAUCCUCCUUCUCCAUUAUCACUCUCUCAUGCUUUAUUAAUUAUUUUAAUUUUUGAAAUCAGAA
This is a messenger RNA of Amphimedon queenslandica, 982 nucleotides long. Its product is annotated as ras-related C3 botulinum toxin substrate 1-like. Gene Ontology annotation, molecular function: GTP binding; GTPase activity. Bases 145 to 732 code for a protein of 195 amino acids. NCBI's taxonomy places the organism in Eukaryota, Metazoa, Porifera, Demospongiae, Haplosclerida, Niphatidae. The transcript is spliced from 4 exons. Gene Ontology annotation, biological process: small GTPase-mediated signal transduction. The record is from RefSeq and is a predicted model, not a curated record.